Messenger RNA from Zea mays, 1841 nucleotides. RefSeq lists its product as uncharacterized. The record is from RefSeq and is a predicted model, not a curated record. The transcript is spliced from 2 exons. Lineage: Eukaryota; Viridiplantae; Streptophyta; Magnoliopsida; Poales; Poaceae. Bases 587 to 1726 code for a protein of 379 amino acids.
CCCUUCUUUCAGAGAAGACUAAUCCCAACGUUUCAACUGCAUAGCUACAUCAGGUAGAUGGCCUUAACCAAUCAGAAGUUAGAAGACUGCUCGGAUCAAAAGAGAACUGCAACAGGGAACUGGUUUUGUUGACGGGACAGUCUGGGACAAAAUGGGGCAUGGUAAUAUUGUCGUAGUCGAGUUUUCAGAAUCAGAAACAAAUAUGUAACAUGAUAGAAUUGUCACUUGCGAGGUUGCCGCACCGUAGUUUGUAAAACAGACCGAUGAUUUCUCUGAAUUUGUAAAACAUCACCAGGCAAAUAACCGACAGCAGUUAAUGGCGGCGUCGGCCCAACUGAGCCCGCAUCAGAGGACGCGCAGAAAUCGCCUCCUGAUUUUGUGCGUGGUUGUUUGGGCGGGGCGUGCAAUUCCCCGAUUCGAGCGGAACUCCUCCCAUCCGAUCCGGCGGCGGAGGACAAUAUAAAAGCGAGCCAAUCGGCGUCUAGCUGUAGCACCUCUGCGUCUCAAGAUUAGAGAUCCAUUAGCUGUAGCACCUCUGCCUCCCACGAAUCGAUUCGACGACAUCUUGCUGGUACAACCUACCAUCAUGGUGGGCAUGCUAUUGAACGCCGGCCGCAGCAAUGGCCGCGGCGGCAGGAGGACUAGCAUCCAGUCACCACCGCAGGUCCUCUCCUCUGUUCCCUUACUCGUCUACGAGUACGAGGAUCCCGCCGUUGUUCAUCCAGCAGGCUCUACUCCUACCGCUGCCGCAAAGAUGCUCAUGUACAGCCUGCCUGAGCGGAGCAUCGUCUACACGCACGACAGCAGGCCUCAGGCCAUGGAGGGCAACUUCUUCAGCACGCCUCAAGGCUGGCUGGUCAUCCUUGGACAAGUGACGUCGGAGGCCUCCAUGUGGCAUCCGCUCACCGGGGAGACCAUCACCCUCCCACCCAUACACGACGACCACUACAUCCCCACCAACUGCAAGUGCCUGCUCACCCACAACUCCGCCGCCCACCCGGACUGCGCCGUGGUGCUCCUCGACGUCGCCGAUCCUCUCAUGUGGUUCUGCCGUGUCAAUGGCGGGGCUGACCGGAGGUGGGGACAGCACACCUACGACAUUGGCGACUACGAGUUCCUCGAUGAGUUCCGCACCCCCUCUACGCCCACCAAGAAAGUCAUUGGAAGCGUCGCCGCGCUUAAAGGGAAGCUGCAUUUUUGCUUCAUGGAAUCGCACCAAAACAAGAUGUGCGUCGUUGACUUAGAUUUCCCGUCCGAUCAUGGCCACCCUCCCACCGUAGAGUUCCACGAGUUUGAUGUCUCCCCAGAGUUCGGCAUCAAGUUUCCUGACGGCAUCUGCUCCAUCCACUUGGUAGAGUCCAUGGACGAGCUUUUUGCCGUCUGCGUCUUCUAUGUCGGUUUUGAUCCCACCAACGUCAGUGCUGCUCGAAUCUUCAAGAUGGAGGACUCCUGCGGCGAGGAAACCGUGGCCUGGCACCGGGUGGAUGAUAUCGGUGACAGGGCUUUUCUCUUGACCGGCACCAACAUGGCAACUUGGUGCUCUGCAAGCACCAAUAACCUGAAAGGCAGCACCCUCUAUUUCUUCUUAGACUUCUUACUUGGCGACAGGGAUCUAUACAUCUAUGAUGUCCAGGAGCAGUCCAUGGAGACUGUCCAGGUUCACGACCAGCUAGAUUCUAAGGUCGUGCACACAGAACCAUACUGGAUUAAUGUACCUCCGUUUUAGUAUUAGCCCAUUACAUUAUAUUCUACUCUUUUAGUUAAUAUAGCUUCCUGCUACUCUUUUAGUUAAUAUUGAUUCAGUAAAAAUAAAUAAAUAAUUUGCUCCGGUUUUGGCACUA